CAGUGUGAGUGUAGCCCGGAUGCUAUCCCCCCUACUCCUCUCUCCCUUAUAAAUUGAAGAAUCUAUCGGCCUUUUCUUCCAUCUCAAUCUGACAGACUUGCUGUUUCUAUUCCAUUUACUGCUGUAUACAUCGUCACCUUAUCUUAUUAUAUACUCUAUACAUCAACUUAUCAAUCUUCUCCUCUCCUAACUGGUUAAUCUAGCACCAUACCUUAUCCUCCAAAACACUUCAAUUUUGCAGACUUCGAUGGCUGCUACUUCUAAACCAGUGUCCAUAAAACGGCUUGCUGAACAUCUCGAAGAUCAACAAGAGCCUUUUAAGCUAGAUGUUUACCUCUCACAAAGAAGGUACACGAAGAAGAGCUCGAAAUUAGAAACCAGAAAUGGUUCCAACCUCUACAAUUCAGUUAAGAACUUGACUGAAUCUUCCAGUACUUAUACCAUGAUCAGAAAAGGACUUCCAUACGGUUCAAAAACUCUAGAAUUGGUGCUCGACGCACUCGCUUCCUACAAGAGUUGCGGGAAACUCUUGAGAUUAAAACAUAAAGCUCGGAAAAAUGGAGAAGAAAAAGAUUCCAAGACUCCUAGAAAGCAAGAGGAAAUUGCAAAGAAUCGCCUGUCCUCAUCCGGUAGCCGAACUCCGUCUAGUUCCUGUUCAAAGGGAAACAUCAAAGCGCGUUGUACUCCUGAACAAAAUCAUAGCUCGUCUUAUCAAAGAACCUUUCAAGCCUUGAAGCUCCACAACCUGCUAAAAUUAGAGGCUGCUUCAAAUUCAAAACAACAAUGGGGAUGCAUAGAAGAAAACAAUCAGCUCAGCCCGGCAUCAGUACUAGAAGAACUACAAUCAGAAGAAGGUUCUCCAGUUGUGCAACACUUCCUUGUACCAAGAAAAGAAGAAACAACAUUGACUUGCAGUUUCAAUUUGCCUAGAGUCAAGGAAGACACCAUUUUCUCAGCAACUAUGUGCCAAUUACUUGCACAAUCUCUGACUGAGAAGCACAAUUGCGUCGGCGCAGCAGAAUUGCAUGGCAUUGAGUCCAGUUCUUCACAAUUCUUGAACGCCAAAAGGGUGUUGAUGCAAACUAAAAGGCUCGUGUUCGACUGCGUGAAGGAAGCCAUAGACACCCAUGGAAGGAGAGCAAGGAGGCAGAAGAGGCUCAAAGGUGUGUUGGGGCCUGAGGAACUUGGAAAAAUAGUGUGUGACCAAAUCUAUGAAUGGGGAAAUCAAUCUGGUGAUGAAACAAAUGUAAACCAAUUGAUAAGUUGGGAUUACUCCAACACAGAAGAGGAAUGGAGUGAUUUUCAUAUGCUAACAAGGCAUAUUGGGAUAGAGAUUGGAGACGCUAUCUUAGAUAAUAUUGUAGUAGAAACAAUCAAGUCACUUUGAGAUUUUGCCACGUGGAACCAUCAGGGUAUGCAAUGUGUCACCAGCCACAGCAAUGGAUAAGAUGAAUUGUCUCCGUGAGCAGUGGGCUACAAGUACGUUGGGUGGAUCAGAUUUUGCCACGUGGAACCAUCAGGGUAUGCAAUGUGUCACCAGCCACAGCAAUGUAUAAGAUGAAUUGUCUCCGUGAGCAGUGGGCUAGUCAUUUGAUAUUAACGUUACUAACCUAUAUGAGCGGCCAAAGUGAAGGUGCAAUGGGCCACAUCAUGUGGGCCCGAACCAGAUUGGUAACCCUCCAAUUAGAAACACCAUGUUUUCUGGGCUGGUCAUCGUCACCCUAGCUGCCCAAGGGACCCACUAGUCCUAUAACCCAUGAGCCACGACAUCACAGAGAAAUUGUUAUAUAGUUUGAGACUAUGUAUUUCAUCCAAUUAUAUAUUAAUAUGCUAAUUAAAGUGUUAAUUUUUAUUUUUUUAUUUA
Messenger RNA from Cornus florida, 1864 nucleotides. RefSeq lists its product as uncharacterized. Bases 248 to 1387 code for a protein of 379 amino acids. The record is from RefSeq and is a predicted model, not a curated record. NCBI's taxonomy places the organism in Eukaryota, Viridiplantae, Streptophyta, Magnoliopsida, Cornales, Cornaceae. The transcript has 4 exons.